CUUCGAAGAAAACCCUAUCCUUCUACGAGGCAACUUCGGGAAACCCUAAGAAAAGUUUGGAGUCAACGCGUGUUUUCACAACCCAUUUAUCACCCGAUCAAGGACGCUCUGUUGGAUCAGUAUCAGAUUUUGCUAGGAAUAAUUUUUUGUUGCAAGUCAAUGGAUCGUGGAAAAAGGCCUGGUAAAUUCCUCGGAGAAAGGCACAAUAAGAUAUACAUGGACCUCAAGGACAUAAUAAGGGAACAUGCCCUCCCUUUCCUUCCUGCAAAAUCACUUUUUAGGUUUCAAGGUGUUUGUAGGGAUUGGAAGUACCAGAUUUCAACUCCGUUCUUUGCACAUAAACAGUCACUUGGCUUCCGUGCUAUCUCAGGUCUAUUUUGUCAGACUCUUGGAGACCCGCCAUUGUUUGUUUCCACUGACCUAAAAUCUUGUGGAGUGCCAGACCCCUCUUUGAAGUUUUUGCCUGUACCUUUUGACAUCAAGUCUUCAUCCAAUGGACUACUUUGUUGCCAGGGUUGCACGGAGGAUAAAGCCUUUUACAUCUGCAAUCCUGUUACUCAGCAGUGGACAAAACUUCCAAAACCAAAUGCUGAUCACGGGCCUGAUCCUGCUGUUGUACUCGUCUUUGAACCAUCACUCCUCAACUUUGUGGCUGAUUACAAACUCAUUUGUGCUUUCCCAUCUGCUGAUUUUGAUGAUGCUACUGAAUUUGAGAUCUAUUCCUCCAAAGAAGGAUCUUGGAAAAUUUCUGGGGAGAUAUGCUUUGCUUGUAGAAUGCCCAUGCCAAGAUCAGGAGUUCAUGUGAAUGGCGUUGUAUACUGGAGGGCGAAACAUGGUGGUAUUCUUGCCUUUGAUCUGACAAAGGACAGGUCUCGAUUUCUGCAAAGCUAUUUUGGUGGCAGUGGGGGUUUAGGGAUGAUGGAUGGAAAGCUUUGUACAGCUCAUGCAAGUGGUUGUUCAAUAAAAGUUCAUGUGUUGGCUAAUGUCCACUCAAACACAAUGCAGAUGAACAGUAAUUCCAGGAUGUGGGAAGAGAAAGAACGUAUCCUUCUUGACAACCAAGUUUUUGGUGGGGAUGCCCUUGAUCCACUGGCGGUGGUGUUUGCUAAUAGUGAUGUGCUGUUGAUUCAGAAUGGGAAGAAAUUCUAUGCUUAUGACUUCAAGUCUAAAGAAACUAAAUUGCUGCAUGGGGUAUCUGAACAUGAUGCGAAGUGCGUAGCUUAUGUGAACAGCUUCGUUUGCAUCUAAUUUCCACUCUUCUUAUUACUUUUUAUGGUAAUCAUUUCAGCCAUUGGAUAUUUGAACACUGAGCAGUCUUGCUAGGAGACAAUGUCUAUCUUUGGUGGUUAUUGGUGAAACUUUUCUGGUUUAUUCCUCUGUUUCAUGUACAUAUAGAGUCUUGUUUGUAACUCGGGGGUUGCCUAUAAGUUACAUUUAAAGACGAUCUGCAGCUGCCUGCAAUGGCAUUAUUUUUGGUUUUGACAUAUUCAUUCAAGGCUGG
Molecule: messenger RNA, 1501 nt
Organism: Ilex paraguariensis (yerba mate)
Lineage: Eukaryota; Viridiplantae; Streptophyta; Magnoliopsida; Aquifoliales; Aquifoliaceae
Source: the annotation of a GenBank genome assembly